This is a messenger RNA of Sparassis crispa, 306 nucleotides long. RefSeq lists its product as hypothetical. Bases 1 to 306 code for a protein of 101 amino acids. The transcript has 3 exons. NCBI's taxonomy places the organism in Eukaryota, Fungi, Basidiomycota, Agaricomycetes, Polyporales, Sparassidaceae. The record is from RefSeq and is a predicted model, not a curated record.
AUGCCAGCGUCACAGGCUAGUUGCCAUACAUGGAAGGAUGUGCAGCGCGAUGGACAGUUGAUGUUGAUUAAGACAAUUGCAUCUUGCUCGAUCAAGUCGUUUGAGGCAUGCAGUUGUGUCCGCGGCUCUCUUCGUCACGUCAACGACAUUAAUCCGACGCUACGAGGAUAUUCUUCCGCGCUCUCUUGCAGCUCGGCCAAUCUGUCGCUUGCAAUGGCCGACACCACAACGCAUGCGUUGCUCCCAUGCUGCUUGAUCCUGGCACCUGCACUCCAACUGUUUAGUAACAAAGUUCUCCAUAUUUAG